AUGUCUUCCAACAACAGCGAGGGCCACAACGCCUCUCCCUACGACGACAAGCACGUCAAAGGUGCCGAUGGUACCGUCGUCAACACCGUAUCCCGCGGCGAUGCCUCUGGCUCCAUCGAUGGCGAGGGCUUCCCUGCCGAUGUGGACGAAAAGAAACUCAUGAGAAAGAUCGACAUGCGAUUGAUCCCUUGGCUUUGCGUCCUCUACCUUCUCAGUUUCCUCGACCGUUCCGCUAUCGGCAAUGCUCGUCUUUACGGUCUCGAGGCUGAGCUUGGCCUUACCAGCCAGCAGUACAAUAUCGCUCUUACGGUCUUCUUCUUCCCCUACGCCCUUUUCGAGGUGCCCUCCAACGUCUUGCUCAAGCGCCUUCGUCCCUCGAUCUGGUUCCCUGCUAUCACGAUCCUCGUCGGCAUUUGCAUGCUUUCUCAAGGCCUCGUUCACAACUACGAGGGCCUUGUUGUCGCUCGAUUCUUCCUCGGCAUCACUGAAGCAGGUCUCUUUCCAGGUGCCAACUACUUGUUGAGUGGGUGGUACAAACGCUCAGAAUUCGGCCUCCGAGCUGCCGUCUUCUUCUCUGCUGCAACAGCAUCAGGCGCUUUCGGCGGUCUCCUCUCCUUCGCCAUUAACAAGAUGGACGGCAUUGGAGGCUACAGUGGUUGGAGGUGGAUCUUUAUCAUUAUUGGGCUUGCUACUUUCGUAUCGGGAGUAAUGUCUUUCUGGCUUGUCGCCGACUUCCCAGACACUGCCAGCUUCCUGUCCGACUCAGAGCGUCGAGCUGUCAUCUAUCGACUUCAGCAAGAUCAGCAAUUCUCGGCUGCCGGCGAGAAAUUCAAGUGGGCUAAUGUUUGGAAGGCUUUCGGCGAUUGGAAAACAUGGGUUGGAAUGGGCGCGUACAUCGGCUGCGUGGGACCUUUAUAUGCAUUCUCGCUCUUUACCCCAACGAUCGUUAAGAGCCUCAAUCCUCGUUGGUCGGCCAACACGGCCAACCUGAUCAGUAUCCCCAUCUACAUCACGGCUUGCAUUGUCACGGUCAUCGUGGGCUUCCUGGCCGAUCGCACCUCGCGCAGGACGCUGUACUCGAUCGUGCUCUCGGCGGUUGGCAUUAUCGGUUACAUCAUCCUCAUUGCCAACGAUGCUAGGCGCAAGAGCGGUGUCUCGUACUUUGCCGUCUACCUCGCGGCUUGCGGUAUCUACCCGAUGAUUCCCAACACGAUUGCGAUCGUCGCCGGCAAUAGCGAGGGCGCCUACGUGCGCUCCGUCGUCACCGGUGUAGUCAUCUCGUUCGGUAACAUCAACGGUGCUGUGUCCUCCAACAUCUACCCACGCAACACCUCUCCGCGCUUCAUCCUUGGACACGCUGUCGUACUCGCCUACAUUGCCAUCGGUCUCAUCAGCAACGCCAUCUUCUACUUUGCGCUCCAGCGCGAGAACCGCCAGCGCGACGCAGGCAAGCGCAACGAGACCAUCCUCGCCGACGACCCCUCCAUGCAAGCCUCGGGUAAGGACCUCCAGGCCGAGGCUGCUCAGAUCCGCGAACGCGAGAUCCAGCAGGCCGGCGCCCUCGGUGGCCUCAUGCGCCGUCUCCACCUCGGCGGUGGCGGAACGUACGCUACUUGGGAGGAGGCGAAGGUGCUCAAGGGCGACCAGGUCAGCACUUUCCGUUACCGAUGGUAG
Messenger RNA from Kalmanozyma brasiliensis GHG001, 1674 nucleotides. Its product is annotated as Major facilitator superfamily. The transcript is spliced from 4 exons. Gene Ontology annotation, molecular function: transmembrane transporter activity. Bases 1 to 1674 code for a protein of 557 amino acids. The record is from RefSeq and is a predicted model, not a curated record. NCBI's taxonomy places the organism in Eukaryota, Fungi, Basidiomycota, Ustilaginomycetes, Ustilaginales. Gene Ontology annotation, biological process: transmembrane transport. Gene Ontology annotation, cellular component: membrane.